This is a messenger RNA of Saccostrea cuccullata (small rock oyster), 1905 nucleotides long. RefSeq lists its product as uncharacterized. The coding region runs from base 8 to 1453 and encodes 481 amino acids. Lineage: Eukaryota; Metazoa; Mollusca; Bivalvia; Ostreida; Ostreidae. Gene Ontology annotation, molecular function: 3'-5'-DNA exonuclease activity; nucleic acid binding. The record is from RefSeq and is a predicted model, not a curated record. Gene Ontology annotation, biological process: DNA catabolic process. Gene Ontology annotation, cellular component: cytoplasm. The transcript is spliced from 3 exons.
UCCUCAUAUGUAUGGAGACCAUCUGGCAUGCCCUUCAUGGUGUAAAUAUAAGCGGAAUCCAGCAAGUUACCUUCCACGGAAUCUUCCAUACAGCAGGUAUCUAACAUGUCCAGAGUUGAAAAAGGACUUGGAAGCCAUUAUUCAGACGUAUGCACAACAAGCUGAUAAACUAUCUGAUCUUGGAUCGACACAAGCAUGCGAAAGUUUUAAUCACAUCGUUGCAUCAAAAAAUCCAAAGAGCCUCUUUCUGUCAGGAUCAGAAAGUACAAGUUUCAGAAUCGCUGCAGCUGUUGCACAGAAAAACAUUGGAAAGUCUUAUAUACAAGAAGUCAAUGAUGAACUGAAUAUGUCUCCUGGAGCCUAUACAGAAAAGGCGGUUGAAAAGAUGGACAGAAAAAGAAAGUUACAGAAGAUAAGACAGAGUACUGCAGAGUACAAGAAAAGGAGAUGCCAAAUUAGGAAAUCCUCAAGUCAAGAUCAGGGUUGUAAAGAAGUGCGUGAAGGAAAAACAUAUGAAACGUCGGUUGGACUAGAGAAAAUGGAUGAGGAGCAGGACAUCAAUUCCAUUCCAAGUGCCACUGUUGAACCAGAGAGAAUACCACUAAGAAAUACUGAUAGCACAUUUGUUUACUUUGACCUAGAAACAACAGGUUUAGGUUCAUCAGCAGAAAUAUUGGAAAUAGGAGCUGCAAGAGGACAGGAUAUAUUUCAAAAAUACAUAAAACCCAAUGGUACAAUAUCUGCAAAUGCAACUUGUGUGACUGGUCUCCAUAUGAAAAACCAUGAACUUUACUACAGGGAUCAAAAACUUGCAACAACAGACUUGAAAUCAGCACUCCAAAAGUUUUCAGAGUGGCUAUCGGACUUGAAUUCUAACAUUCUUGUGAGCCACAAUGGAUUACGGUUUGACUUUCCAUUAUUUAUUCAAAACAUUAUGUCACAAAAUAUUGUGAUGAAUACAUGUAUUGCCGGCUUUAUCGACACUUUGGAGGUUUUUAAAAAUUCUGAUUUAAAGACACAAACUGGCAGUUUUUCUCAGGAGUCUCUUAUGAGAGAUGCAGGAAUCCAGUCAACAGGGGUUUCUCAUUGUGCUCUGACUGAUGCUAUGGACCUACAAAAUUUAGUGAACUUUCAUAACAUUCCUUUCAACACUCUGUUGAGUCAAAGUGUCAUGUACGAUUAUGUUUUACAGCAUCUAAAGUUUUCUUCAGUAAAGAAUGACAAUUUGAAAUCUCUUGACGUCUUAGUCCAUGGAAAAGUGAUUACAGAAUUUAUGGCAAAUAAAAUUGCAAAAUCUGGUUUGAAUAUGAAUUAUAUUAAACUAGCACACACAAGAAAUGGUGAAGAUGGAGUAAAACACUUGUUUCAAGAAAUUGUAAAUGGUAAAGCAAGAGUUACAAAGUGUAAGAAAAUAAUCAACUCGGUGUCCAAGUAUUUGUCAAGUCAGUUGUAAAGAGUUACUUCCCUUUGUUUUUAUAAUUGUAAAGUUAUGUUAUUUUAUUUUUUAUCUCUCUUAUAAACCUGGCUCCACCAUGUAAGAUAUGAAUUUUUGUACACCAAAUGGCAAAACCUUUAUUUAAAUUUGUAGAAAAAUUCAGAAAUUCCAUAUAUACAAAAAAUAUCUGUGAUUAUCCUUACAUUUUUUGUAAUCUUUUGUAUAAAAUGUCAAAAUAUUUCUGAACUGUUGGGGUCAUUCUAUGUAUUUAAUUUUUUUUGUAUGUUGGUUUAUGUAACAAUGAUGUAGGACUUCGAGAAAUUUUGGAGAAAAUUAUUUAUGUAAAAAAUAAACAUUUUUUCACUUUCCUACAUAUUCCCUUAUUUCUAUCAUUUUUAUUUCAUUAAAAAAGGUGGCAUCCUUGUAUGAAAAUAUUUUUAAAAAAUCAUUAAUGAACUCAGUUAUAAAAU